AUGAAGGAAAGAUUAAAGAACCGUUCAAAGAGUAUAUUUGAAUAUCAUUUCAAGAAAUUGUUAGUGUAUUGGAAAGAUAAUCAUGUUCAGGAUAUUAGUAAAAAGAAUGCAGGUAAUAGGAGCAAGCAAAAGUUUAUGCAUCGUGUAGGACCAAUAAAUUUUGCUAGAAUUCGUGCAAAAUUGAGAGCAAAAAAGGAUGGAGAAGAAGUCACUCAAGCUGAAAUGUUUAUUGAAACUCAAAAAAGUCGCAAGGGAAAACAAGUGGAUGGGGAAACCCAAUUUGCUAUUGAUAAACUUCAAGAAUCUAUUGAAAACUCAGUUGAAGCUGGAACACAAGCAUUUCAAUCAUUGUUUGGGAAAGAAAAGCCCGGUAGAAUUUCUGACAUGGCGCAAAAGAUGGGAGCAAUGGAGGCACUUUUGAAAAGCAUGUAUAUGCAACAAAAUCCACAUUUAAGUGAAGAGGAAGUAGAUGAUAAGAUGAGAGAAACUUUGCACAAUGAUAAUAUUCCAACACCACACUCAUCGACAUCAACAUAUGCUCUUACUCAUCAAAAGAUGGUUAGAAACAAAGAUGAUCCUCAAGAUGAACAAGAUGAUCAUCUUCAAGAUGACGAUAAUCUUCAAUAUAAUCAAGAUGAUGAUGAUCUUCAAUAUGAUCAAGAUGAUGAUGAUCUUCAAUAUGAUCAAGAUGAUAAUGAUCUUCAAUAUGAUAAUUUUCAAGAUGAUGAUUCUCAUGAACCUCAACACAAUGAAUAUGAUAAAUACCGCCAUUGA
Molecule: messenger RNA, 774 nt
Organism: Lathyrus oleraceus (garden pea)
Lineage: Eukaryota; Viridiplantae; Streptophyta; Magnoliopsida; Fabales; Fabaceae
Product: nonsense-mediated mRNA decay protein 2-like
Exons: 7
Coding region: 1-774 (257 amino acids)
Source: RefSeq, a predicted model, not a curated record